Molecule: messenger RNA, 696 nt
Organism: Theileria parva strain Muguga
Lineage: Eukaryota; Apicomplexa; Aconoidasida; Piroplasmida; Theileriidae
Gene: ccdc124-a
Product: Coiled-coil domain-containing protein 124-A
Exons: 7
Coding region: 30-686 (218 amino acids)
Biological process (GO): transcription by RNA polymerase II
Cellular component (GO): nucleus
Molecular function (GO): transcription coactivator activity
Source: RefSeq, a predicted model, not a curated record
UAAUAAUUUCAUUAUUUGAUGCAUAUAAAAUGCCUAAGCAUUCUGGAGUUAAUACUAAGGCCGUGGAGGCCCUUCAGAGGCGGAAAGAGCAGAAGGAGCUGGCCGCUCAAAUUAAAGAGCAAGAAAGGCUAGAUAAGCUCUGGCAAGACGAUGAUAAAUUAAAUAAAGCUAAGCAAGAGCGGAAGAAUGAACAGUUACGUAAACAUCAAGAGAAGUUGGAGAAGCGUGCCGAGUUGCGUAAAUUAAUAGAAAAAGAAGAGUCUGAACUUAAUUCUAAUAAAAAACUACCUAAGGGUUCUCCUGUACCGAAGGUUACAAGGGCAGAGUGCUUAAAGAAUCAACUAUUGCAACUAGAAAAACAAAAGGAUUCUCUAAAAGAAGAGGAAUAUUUGGUAUUAAAUGACGGUGAAUUAAUGGCUAAUGAAAACCAUCAAUUAUUGUUUGAACAACUUGAUCUUGAAGAUAAAAACGUUGAUCUCAUCACAGCUUCUGGAAUUGAUAAUGUGUUGAGUUCUUUACAAAUUGAUAAGGAACAAAAAUCACUCAAAACAACUUACAUGGCAUUUCAAGAGCGCAAGAUGGCUGAGUUAAAGGAAGAAUAUCCGAAUCUCAAAUUAUCGCAAUAUAAAGAUAUGAUCUACAAACUUUGGAAGAAAUCACCUGAGAAUCCUCUCAACAAUACUUAAUAUUUUUCAC